Molecule: messenger RNA, 823 nt
Organism: Fragaria vesca subsp. vesca
Lineage: Eukaryota; Viridiplantae; Streptophyta; Magnoliopsida; Rosales; Rosaceae
Product: polygalacturonase-like
Exons: 2
Coding region: 251-571 (106 amino acids)
Biological process (GO): stomatal complex development; guard cell differentiation
Source: RefSeq, a predicted model, not a curated record
CAAAACUUGUAAACUUUAAGUCACUCAAACAGAAACCACAAGAGUCAGAUAUAACUGACAGUUUAUAGCUCCCAAAAGAAAAAGCUUCAAAACCCAGAAGACAUUCAAGUCCAGCGACCCUCUUAUUAAACUACUGUGAGUCUUGGAUUCACUGCAUUACUCAUCACAAGCCACACAAGCAAGCUCAUCAGGCAUCAUCAAGACCAAAGGUCCAAAGCCAUAGCUGAUCUCAAGGUUUGCUAGACUGGUAAUGAUGGCUGCUGUUCUGAUGAUGCUCAUCUUCUCUCUCACAUUCCUUUCUUCCAAUUCAGGUGAGCCAAUGUUGCCAAGAGAUGAGCAUGGUGAUCAUGAGCAGCAGUUGAAGAAUGAAAUGAAGAUGGCAUUAGGUUCGAGGCCGCCGCGGUGUGUUAACAAGUGCAUGAGUUGCAGGCCUUGUACAGCCACACUUGUGGUUCCUCCACACCACAAGAGGAACAAUCUCAAGGCCACACCAUUUCACUAUGAGGGAGAUGAGACCUAUUAUCUUCUCUCAUGGAAAUGCAGAUGCAGGAAUAAGCUGUUCCAACCAUGAAUGAUGAUUUUGGCUUCAAUUAUAGACCUAUGAUCAUGUGUGUUGCUAUAUUUGUAUGUACUUAUUGGUAGCAGCUAUGAGCGGAUAUCAUAUUAUAGAUCACCCCCCUUUACAUAGUUUGAAUCUAAAAAGUCAGUUCAUGGAUUUGUCUUCAUAAGUGAGAAUAAUGUGUCCCACCCAUGGAGAAACUCUCUCGGUUUGUAUUUACAGAAGGUUUUCUCUAUAUAUAUGGCUACUUUGCUGUUCCCUUGU